GGACUACAGGGACAUUUUACCAAACUGAUGAAAGGACUUCUGGCUUGCUACCAAACCGAGAAAGGGAUUUCUGGACUGCAGAAAAAUUUGGGAACGAGGAAGGAUUCAGCAAGCUAGCCUCAGGUUCAAUGUGUGGUGCUCGCAGUUGGCAGACUUCACGAUCAGCAACAAAAACUAUUAGUAUUUUCUGGGCUUGUUUAUGUUUCUUUCACAUUAUAUAACCUUCGCUGUCUAAUAGGAUUUCAGUAGUAGUUACUGAUAAUUAUUGCAUGCCGACUAGAUGCAUGUGAGGGAUUUUUCCUAGCUUUUUUUGUGUCGUAGAUUUCUGGACAAAGGGCUUAUAUGAGAAGUGGUCUAUCUUUAAAUACCAUUGUGCAUCCUUGCUAGUACAAUCUAAGGAAGGUUUGGGUCCAAACAUCGCCAUGGACCUACGUAUUAGGAUCAUCUGAUAUCAAUCAUGUCCCACUAAAAUAUUAUUUUAGCUUAGCACUUUCUUUUUUAUGUUUUUUUUUUCCCCUUUCUAUUUUGCAUAUGUUUUGUGUUCUUGUUCUGCUAAUCAUAUUGGAUUUUUUUUUUCUUUUUUAUGGGUAGCUGAACAUCAACAUGGUACUGACAAAUGAAUGUUUAAUUUGCUUCUCCUUUAUUAGAAACAUUGUUGGUUUGCUAAAAAAUAAAAACUCUGUACAGGCCCUGCUUUUUUAUUGUAGGCUAAUGAGCACUUUUGUUUCCCGUGAAGGUGGAUGUAAUUAAAUUUGAACAUUUAUUUCCUUAUUGCAUGGCGAAGUGUACAAGUUUAACGUUGAUUGCUUGGAGAAAUUUUAGUUUGGUAGAUAUCGGAAGAACCUUGCUAUGAUAUAAUUAUGUUUUCUGUGUGCAAUUAGGAGCUAUAUAUAUAGAGUUUGUUGUUUGAUCUAAAGUUGUGUAUAGGUAGUUACUUAAAUAUUAGUAUUCAUUUUAAUUAAAUCACAUCAUUUGACAACCAACAUUCAAAAAAUAUUGUAAUACACAAAUAUUUUUUAAUGGUAGUCAUGUCUACAAGCUGUACUUCUAUCAUUUUUCAUAGAUAAAGGAAAAAUGUGUAAACUACAUCAAAUUCUAUCAGACUUGAGAAAUAUUAAAUUCCAUAGACUUGACGUGCAUUCAUGUUUUGCAGAAAUUUGGAUUAUUAAUUUCAUACAUGCAAGGAAACAUGAUUUGUUGGUAGAUUGAAUGUGAUAUUAGGAAAUGAAAAGUUGAACUAAAUUUAAAUUCAUUAUAAUUUGAUUUGGACAAGGUUUUUGCCUAAUAUAUGGGUAUGAUCUGAAUUCUUCUUUAGCUACCCAUUUUGACCAAGAUCUCUAGUUGAAGUAGAUAAAUAGUUGGAUUCCUUUUUGUCCCCUGCUCUUGUAGUGUGUGUUUCUUCUUUUACAUGAUCUUGACAGCAACUUUUUGAGUGGUUAGUGCUUCUCACUUAUCAUCUCAUUUAACUUUCCCUGUCCUACUAAAGUGAACUGAAACUUUAUAUAGUUAAAUUCCAUAUACUUGAGAAUAAUACUUAGAAACAAUUCCAAACAUCUUUUAUCGCAACAUGAUGGCAAUAUAUUUUGGCCCAAAUAUGUUGUAUUCUUCAACCAAGCAAUAUAGCAUAAUUAGGAAUAUUGCAUAAGUUCAACAAAAAUGGUAGAAGCUGAUUAAAAGUUGUUUCCUGCAUAAGAAUGUUUAUCUCAGAAAUUAUUAAUUCUUUUUAAAUACAUUCAACUGAUUGUAUCUGUGCAACAUAUCUAACUGAUAUGAAAACUUGAUUGAUAGAUCACAAUGGUGCUAAGUAGAAGAGGAGUUCGUGGAUGAGGGGGAGGCUUUAGGGGCUUUGCGCAUAGGGGGGUUAUAGAAGAUGAGCAAUCACCACCAAUGACACACGGACCCAGACUAAGAGAUGACAGCCCAUCCUCGUCGGAUGACUCUACCCAACCACCAGAUGUGGUCCUUGAAACCGAGUUUCCAGAUCAGAUGGAUUGUACAGGUAGAUUGGCAUGUCUUUUAAUUUUACAUGAGGCCAAAUUUACAAAACAUUUGAGAUUUUUUUUUUCUUAUAUAUCCAACAUGCUACAUGGCCAGUUUUUGUUUGUGGCUAUCAUAUAUAGUAUUGAUGUGAUUUUUUUUCUUUAAAUGAGAGUUUUAGUAUCUGCGAGUAAGAAAAAGGGCCGUGGACAGGUAAAGGGGGCCAAGUUUGACAUGUUGCGAAAGCUUGGACCGAUUAGUGUGAUGAUCAAGGAUGGAGACUCAAAAGUAUCAUGCGAGAAUGCAAGCAUAUUUAGUGGAAGAGUGUCAUGGAUUGUGAAACAGUAUGCUGACAUGAGUUACGAACGUUGGAAUGAUGUGCCUGAAGUGGAAAAAGAUGAGUUGUGUAGUCGCAUCCGCGCUGAUUUUGUCCUACAAUAGGAUAAAAAAAACCAUCGAAAGGCGGUUACUGACCAAUUGCGGAGGAGAUUUAACUCUUUCCACUAUGAGUUGCAUAGAAUAUACAAAAGUUAUGAAAGUCAUAAAAUGGCAUUAGCAAAAGGAACUGACUUGGUGGAUGAAGCGGUUUGGAGAAAAUUAUGCAUUAAAUGGGGGAGUAAAGAGUUCAAGGCAUUGUCGUUGAAAAACAAGUUGAAUAGGGAACAACUACGUACUAACCAUACAGCAGGAAGGAAGUCCUUCGUUCGAUUAAUAGAAGAGAAGCGGGAAAGUGUUACCAAUCUGGUUGAUUUUUAUAAAGAGAGCCGAUGGUCAUGGAAGAAGGGAAAGUUUGUGACAGAAGUAAAUGAAGAUCUCUAUAAACAAAUGGUGGAGAAGUUGAAUUCCAUGGAACCCGAAGCUCGAACUAAGGAGGCAGCAGCAAUUGUUUUCAGGGAGGUUUUAGGCAAAUCAUCUGGAUAUGCCAAGGAUUUGGGUGGGACGACUAUGUUAGAAACAUCAAGAACAAUGGGAAGUGGUGAGAAUGCAGGUGCAUUGUCAGAGGAUGCUCAGUAUUAUAAGAACAAACUUGAAACACUAGAAGCACAUGUUCAAGAACUUUUGAUAAAACAAGACGAGUUUAAUAGAUUCAUGAUGAAUUCAAGGUCACAGCAGCAAUCACAAGGAGGGUCUCCAAGGGAGACUCAAUUUGCUGUCUAACUUUGGUUAAAAGUCAAUUUUUGAGUUUUUUGAAUUUUGGGAGACAACGGGAUGGCAAUAUUUUGGUGGUCGGGUAGAUAUAUUAUAUAUGUAGGUGGCGUUGUUUUGGUCAUGGAUAGUUUAUCUCAAGGUUGAAAGGUGAUUGAUGGAUUGCAGAAUUUUGUGGUUGGAAAUGUGAAGACAGAUAAAUGUGGUUGCAAUAGACAGUUUUUGAAUGUCAUAGUUCUAGCCAUGGAGCACAGCUAAGUUGACAACAUUUGGCAUACUGCUUAUGUAGCUACAUGCCUUUUGAAAGUUGUGGGGCCAUUCAACAUAAAAGGUAAAUAUGCAAAUCUAAUGAGUUCAUUGGAAAUAUAAUAUUUUGGUCUGAUUAAUUAUAAAAAAAUAGUAUAUAUGUACUGCUGGAUGUUUAUUAUUGAAUACUAGUUUGAGUACUAACUACUAUUUCCAGAUAUACGUGCUUUUGGCUGUUGAUUAAAACAUAAGUUGAAGAUUUAGAGCAAAUUUGCUCUUGAUCAUAAUUGUUGCAUUGAUUUAGACUUCCAUUAGUCAUUUGCUCUUGAUUAUAAUAGUUGCAUUUGUAUGACUUUAUUUUUGUUUUGUUUUUUGUUUUUUCCCUAUACCUAGAGAUAUUUUGAAUUAGUUGUUUAUUUAAUAAUGUGAGAAUGUGACAUUCAUGUAUAUGGGAUAUUAAGUUUCUAACAACUUAAUACAUGUUGGUUUACUAGUCUUUCAUUCCCUAGUUAAACAACUUAUUGGUGUUGUGUUUGAGUAUAGACAGAUUUGUAUUUAUAGAUAUUGACUAUUUUGAUUUUGUUGAUUGUGUUGGACUUGGAAGGAGGUGUGGUUGGAGUUGUAGUGGAGUUAGAGGUGAUGUAUAAGAUUGUGAAAUUUGAUAUUUGUGUUAUUGUUCUAUGUGGAGUUUAUUUGGACCUUCUUUUGAGUAUGUGCAUGUAGUUGGUGUGGUGUUGAGAUUAUUUAAGUUGGGGAAUUGUGAAGAAGCACAAUUAUUGUGUUAGUUGAGAUUUGUGAAUCCAUGUGGUUACUUUAGUUGUUUUGUAUUAACUUAAAUGGAUAAUGAGUUUAUUUAUGUAUAUAUGGAUUUAGUUGAGGAAUUAGUUGGAUCUUACUUAAAUGUGAUGGUUUAUGUUUUGAAUAAUUAUUCCAAGUAUGUGGUCCACGAAUUGGACAGAUUUGUUUAUGUUGGAGGUGUUGGUUGUGUGGUUUGUGUAUGAAACUUAUAAAGUUUAGUCAUUGUGUUUGACUUGGUGUAUGAAUGGUAUGGACUGGUUUUAUAUAUUGAAAGUGUUGGAUCAGGAGCUUGCUAUGGAAUAUGUGUGUUUGUGUUGUAUGGCAAUGCGAAUAUGUAUGUAUUACCAAAUUGAUUGUAAAUUGGGUAAAGUGUUUGUGAAAGUUGGGUGAUUUGAUUCUAUGCAUAUUGAAUGUAAUAUGAAGUUUAUAUGAUUAUUUGGAUGUUUGAUGAUGGAAGUAAUUUCAAAAUGCAUGAUUAUGUGUAAGCUAGACUAUGUUUAUAAUUGAAUUGUAUUGAGGUGUUAUAUAUGACUGUAUUGAGUAUGGGUUGAGAUGGUGUGUCUUGAAGUGUUGGUUUUAAUUGGCCAGGUUUGUAUAUUUAAUGCGCUAACUAUGAUAUAAGCAAGUCUUUGGGUAUGUUAAUAGCUCAUGGUGAUGGUUUUCAGGAUUUUUGGGCAUCUUUACCAAUCCUGCUAUUAUUGCACUCUCUCUCUCUAUUUUCUCAUUAUGCAGAAAAGUGUUAUUCUAGCAAUCACAAAGCUAAUGGGUGCUCGAGAAGAGAUUAGAUCCAAGAUUUUUGGCAAAUUCUCACUAUGCUUCCAUCAAGAACAUUAUAAGAAAUUUUUGUAGUUUGCCACAUAUAUAGUUGUCUACCAUAGUGUAGCACUAAGCUUGUGCAGAAGAACAUUGUAAGAAGUUGCUUGGCUUAUGUUGUUUAGGUACAUUCUAUAUAUGUAUAUAUAUUGGUACUUUAGUUGACUUAUCAUGAGUACUCAAGGGAAGAAAGUACUACUCAAUAGCUUUCUAUAAAUAUAUAGAUGACAUUAACUCUAAAUGAAAGCAGUUAUAUAUUUUUAGUUUA
This is a messenger RNA of Carya illinoinensis, 5248 nucleotides long. RefSeq lists its product as uncharacterized. The coding region runs from base 2524 to 3135 and encodes 203 amino acids. NCBI's taxonomy places the organism in Eukaryota, Viridiplantae, Streptophyta, Magnoliopsida, Fagales, Juglandaceae. The record is from RefSeq and is a predicted model, not a curated record. The transcript is spliced from 5 exons.